AUGACGAUGGCUCAGCCGCAGCUGCAGCUGCCCACACCGCAUCCGGCACCAGGCCUGGAUGUCACUAUACCACCGGUCUCGAUAUCUCUACCCAAUGAUGCCAAUGCAAGAUUACGAAGCCGUAUAGCUCUCGAUACCUACUCGUCACCCGUUAAUCAGAAUGGCAGCUUCGAGUUCGACCGCGUCGUGAAGAGCGGCUACCUGCAGAAGCGCACGCAGAAGACAAAGGCCUGGAAGUCAAUCUACCUCGUACUGCGACCCAAUGCGCUCUCCAUUUACCGAACCGACAAGGAGGACAAGCUGCGACAUAAGCUGUACCUAGCCGACCUGACGGCUGUCGCUUUGCUCAAGGACCCCAAGAACAAGAAAAAGAACGUGUUCGGGCUGUUCUCGCCAGCGAGGAACUACCACCUCCAGGCUAGCAGCAGCCACGAUGCCGAGGAAUGGGUCGAGUUGAUUAGGAACCAUGCUCGGAUCGAGGAGGAGCAUGAGGAGCUGCUCCUCGCAAGUCCAACAGGGAGGCGCCAGUCCUACAUGGCGAUUGGCAGCUCUGGCCCAGUCGGAGAGACGAACAAAGCCGAGAGAUUGGCGUCAAGCUCCCCAGAACCGUUUGAACCCCCGGUGCCACGCUUUGUUGGGUCAACACAUCGACGUCCAUCCCAAAUGGCGGAUACCGCUGGUUAUUCCGGCAAUGAGCUCGCGUCACACUCCGACUUUUCCGAUAAUGACAUUCAGCGGAUACAGGGUAUGUCAAUCGAAGACUUGGCGGUACAAUCGCCGGAUGAGGGGUCACAGGGCCGACCAGGCCUGGGCCGCAACACAAGCCAGGUUAGCGGCCUGAACAUCGAGCAGGAUCCGGAUCGCGUCAUCUGGCAGGGCUGGCUCUGGUUUCUCAAGAGCAAAGGCGGCGUGAAACAAUGGAAGAACCUGUGGGGUGUCCUCAGACCACGAAACUUCAUCCUCUACAAGGAUGAGUCCGAGUACACAGCGCAGUUCAUCAGGCCCAUGUCGGCAAUUGUCAACGUGGUUGACAUUGAUCCAGUCAGCAAAACCAAAAAGCAUUGUCUCCAACUCAUCACGGAGGAGAAGAGCUAUCGAUUCUGCGCCCACGACGAAGAGUCGCUGAUACACUGCCUCGGCGCGUUCAAGAGCUUAUUUGCCAAGCGACGAGAGCUCGAAGCGCGGGGAACCGUAGGAGGAAACCAACCCACACCUGCAGCAUGA
Colletotrichum graminicola M1.001 is the source of this 1224-nucleotide messenger RNA. RefSeq names its product PH domain-containing protein. Lineage: Eukaryota; Fungi; Ascomycota; Sordariomycetes; Glomerellales; Glomerellaceae. The transcript has 2 exons. The record is from RefSeq and is a predicted model, not a curated record. Bases 1 to 1224 code for a protein of 407 amino acids.